Molecule: messenger RNA, 2905 nt
Organism: Tympanuchus pallidicinctus (lesser prairie-chicken)
Lineage: Eukaryota; Metazoa; Chordata; Aves; Galliformes; Phasianidae
Gene: RNASEH2B
Product: ribonuclease H2 subunit B
Exons: 11
Coding region: 80-928 (282 amino acids)
Biological process (GO): RNA catabolic process; ribonucleotide metabolic process
Cellular component (GO): ribonuclease H2 complex; nucleoplasm
Source: RefSeq, a predicted model, not a curated record
CGGCCCCGCCCCGCCCCCGCCGCCAUGUUGUGGAGGCGGCGGGAGCGGCGGCGGGAGCGGCUGGCGGGGGUGGAGGAGCAUGCACGGCGCGGAGCGGCGGCCCGUGGGCGCGCACCCUGACCGGUGGGUGCUCAUUGCACCAGAGGCUGCUACCGACCCCCCUACAGCACCUGACAACGAACCUAUGUUUACAAAACUCCGCAGUCCGAGCACAGGGGAAGCAACUCUUUACUUAUUCAAUAGUGGUGCACAGCAGCUGUUCGAAGUAAAAGCUUUUCAUGAGGAAUAUCGUUCCUGGUUUAUAGGUGAGACUGUUCAACAAGAUGGGCGCCUGCUCUUUGUUACACCGAUGGACCCCUUAUUUCUGAUACUUUAUUACCUCAUAAAGGCGGACAAAGAGCAGCAAGGAAAGUUCCAGCCACUGGAUCAAGUUGUGCUAGAUUCAGAGUACCCAUAUUGUCCUUUGCUGCUGAAGUGUGAAGGAGUCAAACGAUCCAUAUGUCAUAUAACAGAAGAAAAAGAGAUUGGCAGUCAGAAAUUUCACAAGUACAGCCAAGAGAAAACAUUGAAGUGGUUAAAGAAAAAGGUCAAUCAAACAGUGAAAGCACUUAAAAGCAACAAUAUAUGUGUAGGUGAAAGGAUAUAUUCAGCUACAUUUGUCAGCGGUAAACAAAUCACUGAUGCUGAAGAAGACUAUGUGCGGUAUGCUCAUGGGUUAAUAUCAGAAUAUAUUACUGAAGAGCUAAGCAAGGAGCUGUCAAAAUACCUAGGUCUUCCAGAGCAUACAGUCCCAGCACCAGAGCCACCGUUGAAGAAAAGGAAGUUAUCAGAUGUCCCUGUGGAAGCAGAAGAAGACUAUACUAAGUUUAACAGCAGUAAUCUGAAAAACAAAAAGAUGCCUGCACAAAAACAUCCAAAGAAGAAAUGAAAGAAGCGUAAGGAGACUUGCUAAUAUUAUUUUAACUUGCCAUAAUCUCAAACCAGCUUUUAAAGGCUUUUUUAGUGCACUUUCUGAAAAUAAAUGCUUAAAGUUAGAUGUGCCCUGUUCCAAGAAAAAGCAAAUCUCAGCAGAUUAACAUUGUUAAAUAUGCGGUGUGUUAAACAUACAGUGCUUCAGAUUUUAUAGCUUAUCCACUAUUGGUCUAUCGGGCCCUUCCAGGAAAGCACUUACAAGCAUGCCUAAUGUUAAGCACAUGAGCAGUGAUCUUCAAGUCAGCAGUGUUGUUCGUGUGGAUAAGUGCUUUGCUGGACCAGGGCCUAAAGUCCUGUUAGGUGCUGAGCAUCCUGAUCCAUAUCCAGCAAAGCACUUAUGUCUAUGCUUAUCUUGAAGUGGAAGAGCUGGUCUAACUAAUAUUUGUGCAUUAGUGUUUGCCAUAAAACCUCUCUUGGCACGGUGACUCACAUGCUUAAAAUUAAGCACCUGCCUAUGUAUUUUGCAAGAGCAGACCAACAGCAUCCUUGAGCAAUUCCUAUAUAAUUACUUGAUUUUGUAUGAACUUUCUAUUUUCUGGUUGUUUUUAACAGAGCAAAUGAUUUUAGUGGCCAUAAUUUCAAGAUUUAGAAGCUGCAUAGCAAAAUGCUUUGUGCAGUUUCCACAUUUAUAUUUCAAAUUGUAGUCACAUUCAACAAAAUACUCUUUUAGACAAAAAGUCCAAUUGUUCAGAUUUAAAAUCAUCAAAAAAUGGAAAAUGUUGAUUUUUUUAUAUUUUAAGGUCGUUUCAACUUUUUUUUGUUCAGAGUUAUUUCACUGAACUUAAUCUGAAUGAUUUUGUCCAACCAACCGUGUUCUGGUAUCCAGAAUAGGUUACCUAGGUCUGUCUGUGUGAGCAGGCUGAUUCUUGAGGUGCUAAGGCUUGGGCUAGGGGGUGUUUUCCGAGGGGCUAAUGGAGGAGCUGUAGUUCUAUUUUUUUCUUCCUGGCAGAAUGAAACCUAAACAUGAUUAAAUCAACAUGUACUUUUUUAAUGUUGAGAACAAAGCUGAAACCUACGUAGUCCUUUUGGUAAAAACAAAAAAUAAGAGACACUUCGUUAUAUUAUUGUUGUGGAUGUGUACAAGAUAUUUUCCAUGGGUGAACUUCAACCAAAAUAUCAACCAGAGUUGACAUAAAACAAGGAGGAAAUGGAUGCUAAUGAGAUCCUUAAUGAUAGGCCAGAUGCAGGCUGACAUUUUUAACUUAAAUAACUAUCAAACUGCCUUUGGUAUCUUUUUUUGUUGUUGUUGUUGUUAUAGAACUGUUAAAGUAAUGAGGAUCAAGAUUUUAAACAUCAUGUCUAUUUCUAUGUAUUUUAACUGUGAACCCAGUUCACUGUGAUACCAACAGCAAGUGACCAAAAUGUUCUGCAAAUCUUGAAUGUGUUUGAGGCAUUCUAGAUCAGAAAUCAAGAGAUGCUUUGCUUCCACAAAAUUUACCCGACUUCAGGUCAAACAAGAACAUCCAGAAGAGUUUAUUAGGACAUUCCUGAAAUCUAAAAGAUGAAGAGGCAUUGGUGUAUUCAAUUUUCCCUUGCAUUUAUGAUUGUUUGUUUCAAAAUGGGAGAGAACUGAACUGUGAACUGUUUAGAAAUCAAGUAUGAAAGGAAAUAUAAUCUGAAUGUUCAUUUGAGAAAUUUGCGCUGAAUUCUUUGUUAUUUUCACACUUGUCUAGUUCAGAAGUGUUCACUGUCCCUUUUCAUGGAGAAAAAAAAAAAUGUGUUUUAGUUUCCUAGGCAGUAAUGCAUGAAUAUUAAAUGGGUCCAAGAUGAAAUUUAUAUUUUUCUAACUUGUAUUCAAAAAAGUACUUGAUGUAAAAAUAAGGCUAUAUGUUUCAGAAAACUUGUUCUAUUUUUUAUUUCUAUUUUUUAUUUCGGAUUUUACUUAUCAUUCAUGUGCCAAAAAAAAAAAAAGAAAUAAAUACUUUUUUACUCA